This is a messenger RNA of Clonostachys byssicola, 508 nucleotides long. The record is from the annotation of a GenBank genome assembly. NCBI's taxonomy places the organism in Eukaryota, Fungi, Ascomycota, Sordariomycetes, Hypocreales, Bionectriaceae.
AUGUUGGGAUAUGAAACGUCCCAUCACGUUUCCGGCAUUUUCUUCGAAGCCAUAACCUUUUAUGAUCAGGUUGAGACCAUAGGCGUCACACUGGAGCCCAACCCCCAAGAAACCAAGAAUGCCUCAACAAUUAUCUCCGUUCCGGCGCUUAAAGCACUCAAACCCAAAAACUUUUUUUCUGAGAACAUUGGCCGUGCCUUUGUGAGCAAAGCUGCUUUCGCCGGGGCUAAAACCAUACGAGCACAGCAGCAUGGAUCCCGAUAUACUGGUCUAUUAGCUACCUUUGAAGAUGAAACGAAGCUGGCUCUGGGGCAGUGGGACCCUAGCCAGUUGGAUACAAUAUCCCUCAUCUACACUAGAGAACAGGGGCCACUCAGUACAAUUGUUUUCAUCCUCUCUGAGGUUGUAGAAAAGGAUCGUCUUGCAUUCAAAAAGUAUGUGGAGGAUAUUGUUCUAUGCGAUACUGAAACAAAGAGGACCUGUUUCAAAUGGACAGAUCUUACGGUAG